AUGUCGAGUGAAACGUCGAAUGUUGCUAAGAUCGAGUCAGGAGCUUUGAUUUCGUCCACGUGUGAGGCCGUAGAUCCCUCUGUGAAGACCGUUAUGCCGUCCCAAAAGAAGGUCAUGAAGGCGAAGAUUAAGGCGGUUAUUGCUGCGGUUGCUGCAACUCAAGCUGAAGAGGAAGACAUGUACAAUCUAUGUGUGGACCACCCGUACUUGAGUGUGCUAUACAAGCGCAUCCGCUCGCACCGCAAGAAGCUCGAGAAGAUUAAGGGAUUAGCGCAUGCUCAGGCGAAUGAGGGAAAAGUGCUCAAUGCUCAGCAAUUGGAGCUUAUGAGCAACAAGGCACCGCUGGAGAAGCUUGUAGUAGAGCUAGAGAUGCUUCGAGAGCAGUUUGUUGUUGUUUACAGCCAGGAACUCGAGCAGAAGCAGCAACAGAAGCAGCAAAAGGCUGCAGUUGAGCCUGUUGCAGAAGAAACUGGACAGGUGAAGGAGAAAGAGGAUGUUGAGCAGGAAAAACGAGCUCAAGAGGUGGAGAAGGACGUUCAGGUGGUGAAGGAGACGGUUGAGAAGGUGGAGAACUGUGCUAAUGUGUACGAGUUGCUAAAGACACUGCAUGUAGUUAACCUGCAUCAAUCUCUGGGUAAAGAGGUGCCUAUGGUGCUGGACUUUUUUUCCAAGAUGCUGCUGGGCAAUACACGCCCACCUGCUGAGGUGUCGUACGAGGAGAACUUGAUAGAGUCGCUGGAGGAAGCCAAGAAAUAUCUAAUGAAGAGUGACAAGGUGUUUGCGUGUGACACGACCUAUAACAGCUUACGGGCGUUUGUGGACGAGUUGGCAAACUUGUCUUCAAAAAAGCCGGAGCAGGCUAUGGCCGGACUUGUUCACGAUGCGAAGAACUCUGCCACUUUAGUUGAGGAGACUUUGGACGUCCCUGUUGUGCCUGCUGAGAUUAACAUGAUGCCGCAGAUCAGCUUCUUUGCUGAAUCACAGCUUGAGUCAGAAAAGGACGAGACUGCUCCAGAAGUCAAGGUGGCCGAAUUGCAAGCAGAAAUAACCAAAGUUGCGGCUGCUGAUACUCAGGACAAGCUCUUCCCUGAAGUUGGCGAGAAAAAUGAAGCCCGGAUUGAAGAGCAAGUUCGAGUGCAAGCUGAGGCUCCAUUUGCCGUAAAGUCGGUUUCUGCUCCGCCUCUCUCGUUCGCAGCGGUUGCUGCUGGAGUUUCUGAUGAGGGCACGCCUUUUCCUUCGGCUUCGUCUGGAUCAUCUGGUAAUGAGAAGAAGGAGUUUGGUCCAGAAGGAAAUAGCCCACAGGGCAAGAAUAUUCGCCGCCGCGGCCAGGGACGCUGGAGAGAGAAAGGUAGUAAUAGUAACAGUGGUGGCAACAAAUCUGGCAAUGGGUCUUCUACGAAGCCGCGUCGUUCUCGUGCGCCACGCGCAACCGACAUGAACAGUGGCGUGCAUGGAUACAAACGCAGCGGAUCGAAGGAGGGCGGACGCCAUCGCGUUGAGCGUGGCUCGCGAAAGCAGGACUCUUCGCAGCAGCCCACGACCCCCAUGAUCGUGCCACACGCGUGA
Peronospora farinosa is the source of this 1566-nucleotide messenger RNA. The record is from the annotation of a GenBank genome assembly. Lineage: Eukaryota; Oomycota; Peronosporomycetes; Peronosporales; Peronosporaceae.